This is a messenger RNA of Pelobates fuscus (common spadefoot toad), 1389 nucleotides long. RefSeq names its product archaelysin family metallopeptidase 2 (gene AMZ2). Gene Ontology annotation, biological process: proteolysis. The record is from RefSeq and is a predicted model, not a curated record. Gene Ontology annotation, molecular function: metallopeptidase activity. Bases 139 to 1389 code for a protein of 416 amino acids. Lineage: Eukaryota; Metazoa; Chordata; Amphibia; Anura; Pelobatidae. The transcript has 8 exons.
GGCGUUCCUGUAGCUGGCUGUACUGCUGCCUACAUGCCUUACUCCCUUAAUAACAAGCUACAUACACCACCAUCCCUUUAAUCACAAAAUCUGAGUAUCCGCUGACAGCCGGGAUGGCCAGAAGUAAGAACGUAUAAGAUGCGGGUAAUCAGGCACUCUGCGAACACCCUGCGCGAUGCUCUGCUGUCCGAUAAUCCUCCUCUACAAAAGCUGUUUGAGGAAUACACCGUAGUGGAAAGAACGCUCCUCUGUCAAGCGUUCCAAGCAGAUGGAUCCAUCUUUCACCCUAUAACAAUCCAUUCUCCAUCCGACUGGAUUCCAUCCCACCCGGAGCCCGCCGAGUCCUUCAAAGACUUUUAUUACAAGUCCAGCAGACGUGUCCCAACGUCAAAGAGAAAGACCAUCUAUGUGCAAACAAUAGGUCCUUUUGGAGAUGAUGAUGUUUGCACUCACCGUUACAUUGGUUGGCUGAAAGGGUAUUGCCAAGCUUUUUUUUAUGGACUCCCUGUUAAAAUCCAAGGUCCGAUCCCUGUAUCGGAAACUGGCUGUGCAUUUCGAAUCAAUGAUAUGACUCAAAAUUUACAGAUUCACGCAGGGGAUCUCCUUAAAUACCUGAAGCAGGUGAAGCCGGACGAUGCUCUGUGUAUUGUGGGAGCGACAAUGAUAGAUUUGUAUCCGAGAGACAGUUGGAACUUUGUGUUUGGGACAGCGUCACUAACUGAAGGUGUGGGGGUAUUUAGUUUUGCGCGAUACGAUGAUGACUUUUACAGUCCGGGAUAUAAAGGCCGAUUGAAGCAGAGGGUGAAGCUUGUAGAUGAGGGAUACUCUGUGUUUGAGAAGUCGUAUACCCCUCCGAUUACCAGCCCACUACUCAUCAGAUCCUGUAAGACUCUCACACAUGAGAUCGGACACAUGUUCGGGAUUCAUCACUGUCAGUGGUUACGGUGCGUCAUGCAAGGGUCUAACCAUCUGGAAGAAUCGGACCGUCGCCCUCUUGACCUCUGCCCCGUAUGUCUUCGCAAACUGCAGAGUGCCAUCGGAUUCAAAAUAGCCGACAGAUACCAGGUUAUGUUCCCCUGCGUUCUUGAGAAGGUCAUGAUCACGUUCCUGACAACUACAUCACGUGUUACCGCUAUGACGUCUCUGAGGGUUCCCUCAGGUGCUGCUGGGGAUUUUCGGACUCUGAACGCCGAGUUUAUUAGAUUGGAUGUACCAAGUGUAAACCCUAUCCCGGUGAUUAACGUAUCCCAAAGUGAAAACCAAUUAACAAGUAAUUUGCACCUUUUGACGAGUGUUCAUGUAGCCCAUCGUGGACCAGUCCCAGCGGUGAAUAUCCUCUGCAAUUUGAAUGCGAAAAUGAUUGGGGAAUAUUGCAGAGUUGAUAAUUGA